AUGGCAGCGGCAGCAGCCGACGCAUCAUCAGCAGAAGCACCGCCGGCGCCGGCGAGCCGGGUGGUGUGGGUGAACGGGCCGAUCGUGGUGGGCGCGGGGCCAGCGGGGCUCUCGAUGGCGGCGUGCCUGCGCGCGCGCGGGGUUCCCUGCGUCGUGCUGGACCGCGCCGACUGCAUCGCGUCCCUGUGGCAGCGCCGCACCUACGACCGCCUGCGCCUGCACCUUCCGCGCCACUUCUGCGAGCUCCCCGGGAUGCCGUUCCCGGACCACUACCCGGAGUACCCCACCAAGCGCCAGUUCGUCGACUACCUCAACGCCUACGCGGAACAAGCGGGCGUCCAGCCGCGGUUCAACCAAGCCGUCACGUCCGCGCGCUACGACGGCGCCGCGGGGCUCUGGAGGGUGCGCGCCGAGGACGCCGAGGACGCCAGCGCCGCCGCCACAGAGUAUAUUGGGCGCUGGCUCGUUGUCGCCACGGGCGAGAACGCCGAGCGCAUCGUCCCGGAGUUCGAGGGCGCGGAGGACUUCGCGGGGCCUGUUUCGCACGUCUCCGAGUACAAGUGCGGCGAGGCCUACCGCGGCAAGCGCGUCCUCGUCGUCGGGUGCGGGAACUCCGGCAUGGAGGUCUGCCUCGACCUCUGCGACCACAAUGCCCUCCCAUCCAUGGUCGUCAGGGACGCGGUGAGCACGCACGACACGACGCACCGACCACUCCAUCCAUCACUCGAUUAUUUCUCUUUGGCUGACUCGAUCGAUUUCUUUCUCGCCAAGAAGGUGCACGUCCUGCCGCGGGAGAUGUUCGGCGUCGCCACCUUCUCCGUCGCCGUCUUCCUCCUCCGCUUCCUGCCUCUCUGGCUGGUGGACGCCAUCCUCGUCCUCCUCGCGCGCCUCUUCCUCGGCGAUCUCGACAAACUCGGCAUCCGCCGCCCGCCCGGGGGCCCGCUCGAGCUCAAGAACGCGAGGGGCAGGACCCCCGUGCUCGACAUCGGCGCGCUCGCCAGGAUCCGCUCCGGACACAUACAGGUCGUGCCGGGGAUCAGGAGGUUCUUCCGCGGCGGCGCCGAGCUCGUCGACGGCCGACGCGUCGCCGCCGACGCGGUCAUACUGGCCACCGGCUACCACAGCAACGUCCCUCAGUGGCUCAAGGGAAGUGAUUUCUUCACCGAGGAAGGGUACCCAAGGGUGCCGUUCCCACACGGCUGGAAGGGGGAGUCAGGGAUCUACUCUGUUGGCUUCACCAGGAGAGGCCUCUCCGGCGUCUCCUCCGACGCUGUCAAGGUUGCGCAGGACAUCGCCGUGGAAUGGGAGAAGCAAACCUCCACAAGAUGA
Miscanthus lutarioriparius is the source of this 1329-nucleotide messenger RNA. NCBI's taxonomy places the organism in Eukaryota, Viridiplantae, Streptophyta, Magnoliopsida, Poales, Poaceae. The record is from the annotation of a GenBank genome assembly.